UUUUAAUUUUUUUACAAAUGUUUAGUAAUUGUCCCACAAGCAAAAUCUGCAAGUUUUAAACAAAAGUUGUCACAGACUGAUGAGUACCAUGUGGGCUUAAGUUCAAGAAUAAAAGACUUGCAAACCUCUCUAUUACCUAAAUGCUCCCUGUAUAAUCACCUUUAUUUAUAGAGCCCCUUACAGGCAGGAGGCAUCAUACCAAAGUGCUGCACAGUAACAAAUUAAAACCGAUCAAAUCAACAGACAGUUAAAACCAACAAGUAAAAACCAUAAAAUCGUGUAAAAGUUCAACAUCUAAUCCAGAGAGUUAAAAGCCAACCCAUAAAAGUGGGGCUUCGACCUGGAUUUUAAAGCUGCUACUGAUGGAGAGAGGCUUACAGAUGGGGAAAGUGUGCUCCUACAGCAAUUUAGGACAGGUGCUGCAGGCAGGCCAGGAUUCCUCUUGACUUUAAAUGACACUGGUCAUUUUAAGUACAAUAAAUUUCCUUUUUACUUUGCCAACAUUUCCAAUAUUCCAGUAACGUGUGUUGAUGCCUGUUUAAUUAAAUGUUGGUGAAAGAUUAUUGCAAUAAUUUGCUAAACUAUUGUUACAAUAUUAUGUAGAAAGAUUCAGGCCCACCAUGUCAUUCUUCUACUGGUCCAGCAGGCCGCAGCGUUGCUGCUCACGAGCUCGGGUUAAAGCGUCGGUCACGUUGGAUGAGCUGUUGCUAGGCAACGACGUAAACGACAUGACAGAGCUGCAUCAGGCGGCAGCAGCUGGAAAUAUUGGCAACGUUAAAAAGCUCCUGGCUCAGAAGUACAACCCGAACCAGAGGGACAUCGACUGGGGCGACAAGACACCGCUCCACUGGGCAGCAGCUAAAGGACACACAGAGGUUGUGAGGAUCCUCGUGGAGCACGGCGCCAGACCGUGUCUUAAGACGGAGCACGGAUGGACUCCAGUCCACUUUGCUGCAGAAGCCGGCCAGCUGGCUGUGCUGCAACUGCUGCACUCUGUCCACGCACCAAUGGACAAGGAGGACUGCUGUAGGGAAAAACCAGUGAGGUUGGCCGAAAUAUAUGGACACCGAGGUUGUGUUCAGUUCCUCAAAAAAGCAGAGACAGAGUGUCAGGCCUACCGCAAAAAAGCAGCUCAAGAAGGUAUUUCAAUGGAUGACACAGAUGAAGAAUGGGCAGAACGAAGUAAAGAAAGGGAGAAUAACUGGACUACUGAGAGCAAAAAUAAGAAAAUUUACAAAACAAAGUUUGAUAAUCAUUUAAAACUUGCACUAUAGUCUCUUCUAAUGUGUGAAUUAAAACAUGCAACACAAUAUAACCUCAUUCAUAUGACAUCUGUAAAUAGCGUCAUCUAACUUAUUAAGAUCUGGGGCCUCAUGUGCAAAGACAGCUUAGAUCGAGAAAACGGUAUAUGCACAAACAAAUUCAGACGAAUGAAAGUGAGCACACGCUAGUGAAUACCAGGAAUCUCAUCUUCACAUAUAUUCUUGCAAAUUUAAACAUGCAAAUAGAUGCACACAAGUCCUACAUGUCUAAUUAUUAUCUGCACAAUUAAAAAUCAUGUGUAUCUGUGGGAAUGAAGAGAACAGCAGAAGACAGGUAGUUCCUCAGUUCGUUAGAACGAAAGAUUCGUUCAUUAAAUCAGGUCACUUUCGCACAAUCGUUUUAUCCAAUUUGAGCGAAUGAGUGUUUUCAGUAAAUAUUUUCACCGUGUGAUGCCAUUCUUAAGUUAUAUGUGUGCAGCCGAUGGCUCCAGUCACAUCACUGGCUAUCGCAGCAAAUUAUGUUUAAUGUUUAACUGCCUUUUAUGGGAAUUUGGAAGAGCCAUACAGAUAAUCUCAUCCCACACAACUGAUAUGACUCAGUUCAGAGCUGACUGGGCCAUUCAGCCUGGAGCUGCACACUUUUCAUAUGUCAUUUUUAUUAUUGAUACAUUUGGAGUUUUGCAUGGGAAGGUGCAUACCCACUCUGCACAGGAAGCCUCAGAUGUCACUAAUGUAUAUAAAAAGCAAAAGACAGAUAAAUAUAUGUUUUAGCAUGAUUAAUGUGCAAUAAAAAUGUAUGACUGACA
Nothobranchius furzeri (turquoise killifish) is the source of this 2068-nucleotide messenger RNA. Its product is annotated as ankyrin repeat domain-containing protein 66. Gene Ontology annotation, cellular component: nucleus. Lineage: Eukaryota; Metazoa; Chordata; Actinopteri; Cyprinodontiformes; Nothobranchiidae. Gene Ontology annotation, molecular function: protein binding. The record is from RefSeq and is a predicted model, not a curated record.